AUGCUUACGGAUCCCUGGGUCGUUGAGGUUGCGACCUCUCAUCCUGAGAUCGUGGGCUGGGUCGUUGAUUACAGCGAUGAGAACAAGGCGAAGCUCACCGAGUUAUUGCUCUCUCCCCUCGAUGCUACCACCUUUAAGGCAAUCUUCUUCCAUGUUAAGGAUAUGGUUGACUUCAACCGUACCAAGGCUUCCCACCCUCCUGGAUACUUCUUCAUUGAGACUAUCUACUUGAGCUUGGUGCCCAUGCUCAUCAAGCCUUGGUCUCUUGAGGAUGAGCUCAACCCUGCUAACGAAGAUGGUAUUCGUCCUGCUAAGCUUGGAGUUAAGGCUUGGAAGCAAGACCACAACCAGCGCAAUAACAUCAAGUCCAGCUUCGUCGGUUGGGGCUAUAUGGAGGAGUUCAAGUACGUGACUAUCAAGUCAUUCGCGCUCAUCUCCCCUAAGAUGUCCAAGGCCACCGGCAAGGCCGCGUCUGUCGAUGUGUCCGGUGCCCGCUCUACUCUGGUCAUGAACCUCCCCAUGCCCCCUCCUCCUAGUGCCGACGAUAACCCCUUCGGUUACGAUGGUAUGACUGACGAUGGCUCUCCGUCGACUACAUUAAACCGCCGCAUCUUUGAGAUGCGCAACAUCCGCCACGCUCUCGAUGAUAACAGCCAGACCGAGGGCAGCGUCUCUCCCUUCGAGCAGGCUCGUUGCCGUCAUCGUGGCCACAUGUAG
This is a messenger RNA of Colletotrichum fioriniae, 717 nucleotides long. Lineage: Eukaryota; Fungi; Ascomycota; Sordariomycetes; Glomerellales; Glomerellaceae. The record is from RefSeq and is a predicted model, not a curated record.